AUGAACUAAGUCAACUCAGGUGUUAGCUACGAGAAUACUUCUCUCGAGUUAGAAAAGAAGCUUAUAGAUUAAAAAGUUUUAACCAAAACAUAGAUUGAAGAAAUACGUAAACUGUUUACUAUUAUAGAUACUGACCACUCAGGCGAGCUCUCUACAUAAGAAAUGAGAAAUUUGAUAGUCCGUCUUUCUUAAAACCGUAUGACAGAAUAGGAGAUAAAUACAUUAAUAACUAACAUGGAUAGCAAUAAGGAUGGGACUAUCUAAUGGCAUGAAUUCUUACAAGCCUUAGCAGAGUAUCUUUCUCAAAAUGGUGUAUUGAGAGAAAUUAAUAAUGAUAACGACCAAGAAGGAGUGUCCCUAAUAUUUGAAAGAAAGAUGGUUCACCUUGAAGUCCUACAGUUUUUAACUAAAAAUAUGAGUGAUUUCGAAAAACAUAUCUUAGAUAUUGAGCAAAAUGAUGUUAAUGCCAGUAAACUAGGAAAUUACAACUUCUUUGCUCAUGUCAAAGAGUCUGCUGUAGAUAAGGUUUAGUUCUUUUAGGAGUGUUAGUUAGUUUUCAACAAUGAAUUCUAAAAUAUAGUUGAACAUUUACAUUCACCAGAUUAAUAGAAAGUUUUGUAUGCAGUUGAUGUCUUAACAAAACUGAUGGAGUUAAGUAGGAUUUUUAAGACACCCCAUGAAAGAUUCAAAAUAUCUCAUUUGCUUAUUAAAAUAUAUGACUUAGUAGAAUUCUCCUUAAUUAAAAGGAUAUGUAGUUUAAUCGUGAACAGCACUGAACCUAACAUUGUAUGGAAAGCUCUCCAAGUUGCUACUCUUUAUGCAGCAGGACCUAGAUUAGCAUAUGCUCCUGUAGGAUCAAAAUAUGAGUAGCAAUCUUUGCACUAUUAAUACAGUCUAUUUAAAGAAGGAAUAGUUUAACAUUUGCUUGGAUCUUAUUUAAAUAGUGAUAUUAUUGAGCUUAAAGGAUAGUCUGUUUUAUUGAUAGGUUUUUUAGCAAAGGGAAAUAAAGAUAUAAGAGAUUAUCUGCUAAGUGAAAAUGCCCAUGUAAUUAUAGGUGAAAAUUGCAUGAAGCUUUUGAAUAAUUUAAAUGACUAAAACGACUAUUUUGAGUCUAUUUAUCAUUCUUGGACACUUAGUAUUUUAGCAGGCUAAACUCUACCUUAAGGGUAGAAAAUUUAUGAUUUGAAUGUCAUUUUAAACCUUGCAGAUAGUUUAUAGAAAAUAUUUUUAAAUUUUACUGCUGACGACACUUUAGCAAAUGCAGUUGUUGGAUUGGGUUAUCUUCUUCCAUUUAUAGAAAUCACUCAAGAAAAUUGUUUUAUAUGGCAAAAAAUAAUUGAAGUACUGGUUAAGCAUAAUUCUUUUAAAGUAAAAGUCGCUUGUCUAAGUGCAAUUAAAAAAAUAGUUAUGAACAAUUCUAAAUAAGCUUAGUUUAUUAUUGAAUGUGAUUUCCUUUCAAUAUGUUAAGAGUUCCUUUCAAGUGGUUAGUCUUAAUACACAGAAAUUUAAUUAGAAAUACUAUCAAUUAUUGAAAAAUUGAUUAAGUAAGGAUUUUACUUCUACAUAAUUAAUAAUUAUAGAUUCCUAAAUUUCUUAUACAGAAAGAUUUAUGAUUAAUCUAUUAUUAAGCAAAAAAUUCUUCUAAUUAUUGAAGCUCUCCUCUCUAAAGUUGAUGCAAACUUCAUACAUGUAGUUGAUUCUGACCUUUAAAGAGGACUUGUUCAUAGUUUAUAAGAUUUUAGAGAAAAAGAUAAAAUAAUGUAAGAAUUUUAUAAUUAUUAUGAAUGCACCUAUAAUUUAGAAAUAAUGAAGCUGUCAUUUGACUCUUUGAAUUGGAUUGCAAAACAUUUGUAAAAUUAUAGAUAAAUUAGUGAUACUAGGUACAAUAGAAUCCUAUCAGAUUUGUUAGAUAUUUCUAAUUACAGCAAAAUAUAAUCAGCUCUUGAAAUGCUUUUUAAUGAUAUUUUUGCUAACAAAGUUGAUGUUGCACUUUUACAUUCUGUUAUGCCUUAUUUGAUUGAAAGCUAUUAGUAAUUCCUUUAGAAUUGCUUCACAAUUCUUAGCAAACCUUAGGAUUUACCUUUUGAUUAAUAGUUUACUCACUCACUAUAAGUUAAAUUCAAUGAACUCAUAAAUUAUAUUAAAGUUAAGUAAGAAGCUUUCUAGGAUUAUUUAAAGAGGAGACCACAAAAUACAUCUUCUUAAAAUGUUAUCUUAAACUGUUAUUAUAAGUAAUACCCUAAUGGUGAAAACAAAGAAAUAGUUGUUCCUUCCUCACAUACUCUUCUUUAAGCUUUAAUUUAAGUUGAAGAAAAGUUUAAAGUAAGUCCAAUAGAAAUAUUUAUUAUCUAUGAAAAUGGAUAAUAUGCAAAUCUCAACUAAGAAGGCUUAUACGAAAAUAUAGUUUAAAGGGAAGUUGCUUAGUCUCCUAAUAUUACUCCUAAAAUAAAUAUUAUUUUAUUUGAUAUGUCUCAUAUAUCUAUGUAAAAAAGAAUAAAUGCAUCGGAAAAGUUCUUUGAUUUAAAUCAUUCAAACACCCUAGAUGACUUCUUCUAAGAAGGAAGUGUAGUAAUGGAGGAUAAAAAUAGAAUUGUUUCUGAACUGCUUUCUAAAACAGGUCUCGAUAGGGAUAAAAUAGAAAAUUUGUACAAUCAAUUUAAAAAAGCUUCUAUGAAUCGUGUACAAAAUAAAAACAUAGGCUCAUUUACCCAUUAAGAAUUCAAAAAUAUACUAUUCGAAAAUGGAAUAGAUAACACCUUGAGUGAUAAUAUCUCUUAACUUUUAGAUUUCCGUAACACUGGUUUAAUUGAUUUUAGAGAUUUUGUUUGUUAUAUGUCUAUCCUUAUUAGCGGUAACUUGGAAGAAAAGUUAAAAUUAGCCUAUCAAUCCUAUGAUGUUAAUGGAGAUGGGUUCUUGGAUAAGAAUGAAGUAGCUAGGAUGUUUGAAGUAGCUGGUAGAUUAAGAGGAAUAAGCUUUUCUAUAGAUUAACUUAAAAACAAUACUGAAGAGUUCUUUAAAUUAGCAGAUUAAAAUAAUGAUGGUCAAAUUUCAUAUAGUGAGUUUAGAAUAGCAAUCUAAAAGAGACCUGAAAUUAUUUCUGAAUUCUUUAAUGUAAUUGGAAACUCUUUCAGUUAAAGAAUAACCAGAAAUGUAUUUGGAGUUGUAUAAACAAAUAACUACUAAAAUAAUAAUUUAUUUGGAUAUUAAUAUAAUAGAAUGUAAUGA
Tetrahymena thermophila SB210 is the source of this 3225-nucleotide messenger RNA. Its product is annotated as EF-hand pair protein. Gene Ontology annotation, molecular function: calcium ion binding. The transcript is spliced from 11 exons. The record is from RefSeq and is a predicted model, not a curated record. Lineage: Eukaryota; Ciliophora; Oligohymenophorea; Hymenostomatida; Tetrahymenidae.